UUCAGAGGAGUGUAAAAUCAAUAGGAGAGUUAACAUGAUGUACCACAUCUACACUGAUUCUGCAUAUACAUACACACUAUAGAGUAUAGAUUCAAAAUUUGAAAGAGAAAGCUCUUCUUCCUUCUUCAACUUCAACACACAAACGCUAACACUUAUUACAACCAUGGCUCCCGAAAUGGUGGAAACUCACGAAGCUGAAGACUCGGAAGUGGAGAGGUUGGAGUCUGAUUUGGAGCAAAUGGCGCACAAGAUUCUCGAAUACCGUACAACGCUUCCGGAUCAGCUCAGCGCCACACUCCGUUCGAUUCUCGAUGCCCACAGACCCCUUCUUCCAUCGGGUGCAUCAGAACAGAACAUUUCUAGGGAAGAAAGUUCAUCUGCUCCAGAAGAUCCAGAGACUGCCAAGAAAGUAAAAUUGCUGAAUGAAAAGAUCUCAAGCAAUUGCUCAGCUAUGCCAAUUGUUUUGAAGAGGAUGAAAGAUUGCAUUUCCAGAAUUGAGAAGUUGGAUUCAUACACUGAUGAAAUGAUACAUCCGGCCUUCAAAAGAAAGAAGAUUGGAUAGACAUGAUGUAUCAUAUAUUAGUUAUUUAUCUGAACAUCGUAGAAAACAAGUAAUCCAGCAUUGACCAACUUGGAUUUGUCUAAUGAAGCCACGUGUUCACUUUUUCCUUAUGCUGCAAGUAGGAAGAAAGCUUGGUUUCAGAUGUAUAAUAUGUUAACAUUGUUUGGCAAUUUGUGGUAAUAUUUUGAAAAGAAAUCCCCUGCAUUCAGGAUAUGGAGUGAGGAAGUGAAGGAAAUGACAGCAUAUUGUAUAAACCUUUUUUUGAUAACUGAUAUUGUAUAAUCCUUGUCCCAUUGUAUUAGCUUCAUCAUUAAUAGUACGUAGGCUUUUUCA
This is a messenger RNA of Cajanus cajan (pigeon pea), 895 nucleotides long. RefSeq lists its product as uncharacterized. The record is from RefSeq and is a predicted model, not a curated record. Lineage: Eukaryota; Viridiplantae; Streptophyta; Magnoliopsida; Fabales; Fabaceae.